Drosophila ananassae is the source of this 2491-nucleotide messenger RNA. RefSeq lists its product as uncharacterized. The transcript is spliced from 3 exons. The coding region runs from base 316 to 2361 and encodes 681 amino acids. NCBI's taxonomy places the organism in Eukaryota, Metazoa, Arthropoda, Insecta, Diptera, Drosophilidae. The record is from RefSeq and is a predicted model, not a curated record.
UUAUUGUUUUUAUACAGACAAUGGGUGUGGAGGUAGAACAUCUGAAACUGAAAGAAAAUAAAAGUGAAUAAACCUUUGGAAGAAAACAUAUUUGAUUUCAAAAACUCCAAAUUAAAUUAGUUUUCUUCGAAAAUGAAAAUGAGAUUAAUGGUAAUUAACCCAGUGGCGAAAUAAAAUUUAUGCAUGAUCGUUUAGCUGGCUGCCAUCUGAUAUCGACUCAGCUCGGACUUGAGGUGUUUCUAAUUAACCCAUUAUUUAUCGGUUCCAGUAGGCUAUAUAAGACGGGUUCUAACCUGGCCAGGUGAACACUCUCGAAUGGUGGGCCUCAGCAUGAGGCUGUUCGCUGUUUUGCUUCUGUCAGGUGUCAUCUCUUUCGGAGAGGGAUCAUGGGUUUUAAGCUCGAGCCAGCCAGCUAAAGCAGAUACGAGGCCCAGAGCCAAAAAGCCAUUGUUUAAAAACUAUGAUCUGUACUUGUAUAGGCCCGAGACUCCUUACUAUGGCGGAUCACAUUGCCAGUGCAGGCCAGGACCUCCAGGGCCACCAGGACCCCCGGGGCUGCCUGGAGUGCAGGGCGAUGAGGGUUCCCCAGGAGAAAAAGGAGAUCGUGGUGAUCCGGGAGAAAGGGGAGAACGCGGCAGAACCGGUAGACCUGGUUACUAUGGUUUCCCCGGACCCAUAGGGCCUCCUGGGCCCCCUGGAAAAUCCGUAAUUCAUCACAAAAGCGAACCCCCACAAAUAAUUUAUUUGCCUGCACAAUCGGAGGGCAAAGACCCUCCCAAAAAGAAAACCACUGGCAAUGAAAAGCCAAUUGUGAAAGUAAACAAACCUCAAACAGCAAAAACUGAUAAAAUAAGAGUUCACAAAGUUAAAACACAAACAAACCAAAACCACAAAAACCCAAAUCGCAGAAGACCAACUGUUAACCCUGUUUCCGUCAAUCGCAAGAGAAUCAAUCAGGCCAUCAAGCCAAACACAUCUAACAAGAAAAGAAAACCAACUACUAGGCCAACCUCCCAUUCCCAGAAGCAUAAACCUGGGAAUGUAAUCUCCCAUCAGAAUCCUAACUUGGCAAAUAGUAAACGAAAGGUAAUUAGGACUAGUUCGGGAAAUCGCAAAAACUCGACUAUCUCAAAUUACAGACCAUCAGCGUCCAAAAACAAUGGCACCCAUAUUAACAAGAAACCGAUUUUAACAAAACCAGCAGCUUAUUUGAAUAUCAGCCAAGUGGCAUCGCAGAAAAAGAAAGAACAGCCCAUUAAAAAGAUACAAAUUAAACAAAAUGAGUUGCCAUUGGAUUUGGCAAACUUGAGCAAAGACUCAGAAUCAGAACAUCCAGAAAAAACAAUAUUAGAUACGUUAAAUGGAGUGACAGAAGUGAAAGUUGGCCAAAAUGAUGUACCAAUUAAUAAGGGUAUUCAAGAAGAAUCACUUACAACUAUGGCUUCCCCAGAAGAGGAGGCACCGGAUAAUAAUUCAGGCACUACCACUGAGAGUGUUAACUCUUCAAUGGAUAAUGGAAUAAUACAGGAAAUUUCUGAUAAUGUAGAAACCGGAAGUCAAGUUAUUGAAAAACAAGAAUCAGAUGUAGUACAGGACCUUUUGACAACUACUACUGAGGAAAUUCCCACUUCCACGGAACUCAAUCUGGAUCAAUCAACUGUGAACAUAAAUGAAAAUGAAAUUUCAGACAGUCAAGAAACCACAACCGCACCAGAAGAUUUAGUAAAAAAUGAAUUAGAGGCGGAACCUGAAAAAAGUAUUCAAUUAGUUGACAAAACUACUGAAUCUAUUACUGAAAUAUAUGACUUUAAUACUUCAAAGGAUACUGUUACUCUCCCUAUUAGCAAUGAAGAAGUACAGAGAAAUCCAGACACUACCCCUGAAGACACUACACCAACGACAACUGAGCUGGACACAACGACAGAUAUUUUAAUAUUGAAUCAGGGUUUCACUGAUUCAAAUAUUUAUCACAUUCAGAAAAAUACAGAAACUUAUCAAGCUUCCAAUAAAAGCGGAGAGUUUGAAUCAUCGCCGCAUAAAAUAAUUACUUUAAAAAUUGAAAAAGCACCUGAACCUGAAGAAGCGACCUAUAGUCCUAUAAGCGAGGAUGAAACUAAGGAUACUAGAUUGCAACCCAUAUCUCUCCCAGAAACAUCAGCAGUACAGGAUACUUUCUCUUCUGAACUCACAACUGUCGACCCGAUAACUGAUGAAUUGGUAAUUUCCAUGGAAUCUCUUGUCCCUCAAGAACGUAACAAUCAAUCAGAAAGUCAUAAAGAAUCUCAAUUUGAUGUACCCGUAUCCAUAAUAGUCGAUAGGAAGCCUGAAGAUACUACAGAACCUAUUGAAAAUGAGGUGUGAAAUCAUGAGUCUGAACUAUAUCUUUAAUAAAAUCAAGAAAUAUAAAGUUUUUAGUUGUUUUUCUUGGGGAGUAUAUAAUUUUUAAUAACUUACAUCAAUCAAUUUAAUAGAAAACAAAUGAUUAAAUACG